Messenger RNA from Cladophialophora psammophila CBS 110553, 570 nucleotides. RefSeq lists its product as uncharacterized. Bases 1 to 570 code for a protein of 189 amino acids. Lineage: Eukaryota; Fungi; Ascomycota; Eurotiomycetes; Chaetothyriales; Herpotrichiellaceae. The record is from RefSeq and is a predicted model, not a curated record. The transcript has a single exon.
AUGGCACAGACACCCACAGUCAGGAGUCCGAGCAAGUUUGCUCAUGUGGUGCUCCGCACAAGCAGUGAAAAUCUUCAGAAGAUGGUACAGUUCUACAAGGACUUUCUAGGAGCGCGCGCCAUUUUUGAAAACAAUUUUCUGUCCUUUCUCACUUACGACGACGAACACCAUCGUAUUGCGAUCGCAGGCAUUCCGGGAACUGCACCGAAGAAUGUUAAGUCUUGCGGAUUAGAGCACACAGCCUUCAGUUUCGACACCCUGGAUGACCUCCUCGAGGCAUAUCAACAACGCAAAGCCUUGGGCAUCCUACCCAUCUGGAGCGUGAACCACGGUCCCACCACCAGCAUAUACUACGCCGACCCGGACGGUAAUCAGAUCGAGACGCAGGUGGACAACUUUGACACUGCCCACGCAGCGACAGAAUUUAUGAAGUCCAAGUAUUUCGAAGAAAACCCAAUCGGUACCGACUUCGACCCCGAGGAGAUGCUUGAGAAGUUACGAGACGGACUCAGUCCUGAGGUAUUGAAGAAGAGAGUUGAGAUUGGUCCUCGCUCGAUUCCGCUGCAGUAA